This is a messenger RNA of Cylas formicarius (sweet potato weevil), 2387 nucleotides long. RefSeq lists its product as uncharacterized. The transcript has 10 exons. NCBI's taxonomy places the organism in Eukaryota, Metazoa, Arthropoda, Insecta, Coleoptera, Brentidae. The coding region runs from base 312 to 2333 and encodes 673 amino acids. Gene Ontology annotation, biological process: protein histidyl modification to diphthamide. Gene Ontology annotation, molecular function: diphthine-ammonia ligase activity. The record is from RefSeq and is a predicted model, not a curated record.
AUGACCUUCGUUAAAAUGUCAACGUUAAAAGAGGUGUCUAUAAUUUAAUAUUUUAUUUUUUAUUAAGGUGUCAUUUUUAUUUGUAAGUAUAUUUUACAAUUUUCCAACUAUACUUUCUUUUAUAGUUUAUAUGAAUAUUUCUUGGCAUUUAUGUGAUAUACUUAAUACCUUGUUUACAGCGUUUUUAUGUCAGUUUUUAGGAUCUAUUUUUAGGAAAACGAAAAAAUUUUGUGAUAAGAAAUUUUUUGUGUAUUUAGGUCCUCGCGCCUAUAUUAAUAUUUCUAGUCGAACCGUAUCAUUAUAAGACCAAAAUGAGAGUUGUAGCACUCAUUAGUGGAGGAAAAGAUAGCACAUUUAACAUGAUGCAGUGUAUAGCAUGCGGUCAUGAAAUUGUAGCUCUUGCAAACUUAGUUCCUCACAGUAAAUCUGAGAUAGACAGUUAUAUGUAUCAAAGUGUUGGCCAUGAAGCCAUAGAUUUAAUAGCCCAAGCUUUAGACUUGCCAUUGUUCAAAAAAGACACUUAUGGUAUUUCCAAACAACGAGAAAAGACCUAUGAGUACUGUGAUAAUGAUGAAGUUGAAGAUUUAUAUAAAUUACUUAAAGAAAUCAAGAACGAAUUAAACUUUGAUGCUGUAUCAGUAGGAGCGAUAUUAAGUGAUUAUCAACGGCUUAGGGUUGAAAAUGUGUGCAUUCGUUUGGGUUUAACACCCUUGGCAUAUUUGUGGCAAAGAAAUCAAAAAGAGUUGUUGGAUGAAAUGAUAAAAUGCGAAGUAGAUGCCAUAGUUAUCAAAGUUGCAGCACUCGGAUUAGAGCCUAUAAAGCACUUGGGUCGUACAUUGAGCUCAAUGCAGCCUCAUUUGUUGACCAUGCAUGAGAAAUAUGGUUUAAAUGUUUGCGGUGAAGGAGGAGAGUACGAAACUUUAACUUUGGAUUGCCCUCUUUUUAAAAGUAGAUUAUUAGUAGAAGAUUCAGAUAUAGUGAUGCAUUCAGAUGAUCCAGUAGCACCUGUAGGUUAUCUAAGGCUGAAUAAACUUAGUCUAGAAAUUAAAUUGCCUCCUUUAAAUUUACAUAGUCGUUUGGAAGGCUUACCUCUAAAGAACUAUGAUGAAUAUGUUACCGAUUUGGAUGAUGAACAAUUUGAAAAUAGUGAUAAUGAUGCAGAUUUGGAACCUAAUGAUGAAAUACCACUAAAUGAGCCAUUUUAUCAACUACAGUCAACUUUAAGCCAAAAACCCACUUCAGCUAUUAGUAAGGAGGGUUGGCUUUGGAUUGGGGGCAUCCAAGGAAGUUCUAUGGAUUCAUGUGAAGCAAUGCGAGAUACGCUUAGUAAACUAAAGAAUAUACUGGCACAGCACAACCACACAGUUAAAGAUGUGUGCGCCAUAACACUUUUUAUUAAUGAAAUGUCCCAAUUUUCAAAAAUUAACGAACUCUACAUUGACACCUUCAACCAUAUAAAUCCCCCAACAAGGGCAUGUGUCCAAGUUCCUUCAAAAGUUCCAGUAAUUUUGGAGGCACUUUCUUUUAAAGCUAACAGUUGUGAAGGUGAUGUUGAAAGGCACACGGUGCAUGUACAAAGUAUAUCUCAUUGGGCUCCCAGUAGCAUCGGUCCAUACAGCCAAUCAGUUCAAAUUGGGAUGUUCAUAUACCUAGCUGGUCAGAUUGGCUUGAUACCUAGUAAUAUGCGAUUGGUCAGUGGUGGAAUUAAAGCUCAGUGUCAAUUAGUCCUUAGGCACGUUCGUAGAUUACUUAGAGCUACUUCUGCCAAUGUUAAUCUUAGAGAUGUAGUCCAGAGUAUUUGUUACGUAACUCACAGUUCCUACAUUGAGCCUGCCAGAAAGCUUUGGGAAGCAAAAACUAAUAACGCAAUUGUUGAUUAUGUAGUUGUAUCAGCGCUGCCUAGGAAUGCAUUAGUUGAGUGGCAUGUAUGGGCUCACAAGCAAAACAAUCAAUUUGAGUACGAAGAGCGAGGAAAACGCUUAGAUAAUUAUUCCAUUUCUUUAUACAGAAGAGUAAACUAUGAAAAUAACGUUGCCGCUAUUGUUUGUCGUGUGGAGGGCACUGUACCAAUUGAAAAGUUUGAUGGCAAAAUAUUUUUCGAGGCUUUAACUUAUUCAUUAGAAAAACUCCAACAAGGUCAUGAAAACGAUGCAUCUUCUGUCUACAAUAUCAAAAUAUUUUUCAGAGUGACCACUGUGGUGGACAUGGAGGAGUUAGUUAAAAUAGUUGAAAGUGUCACGAAUAAAUUUAUUUUGGUCUAUACUCUUGUACCUGUUCUGGGUUUAAAAAAUGAUCAUACUUUUAUGUCAAUAUGUGGAGUAAGAAACCAGUAACUUGUAUGAAGUGUUUUUAAAACUAUUUGCUUUAUUUUAAUAAAAGUAUUUUAU